GUUUUGCAUAAGAAAGUAAUACACAUCUGGGAUGGCAUGCGGGUGAGUAAAUGAUGAGAGAGUUUUCAUUUUUGGGUGAACAAUACAUUUAAUUCAAGAGGGUUUUUUUUUUUAUUAUUAUUAUUUAAUAUUGCAUGCUGUCCAAAAACGCUGUUUUGUUAUUCUCCUGUAUCGUAUUAUCUUUUAUUUUUCGUAUAGUUAUGUAUUAAUUACUUUCAGAUCGUUGCGCGCGAGUUUGUUUAUGAAACGUCGCAGUCCGUAACCGCUGCCAUGUGUCUGAGGCUCGGCGUGAUGAUUUAUUAAUAUCGACGUUAAGCGCAGGUUGAGUUUCACCCACGCGCCAACCACAGAAGACACGAACUUCCUCUCACUUGAACUUUUUUUCAAAAUGCCUGAUUCCCGUUUUGUUUUUUUGUUUUGUUUUUUUUCCCUUGCGCAGUUUUCAGUCGUUACUUAUUUAUGCUCUUGAAAUAACCUGUAAACCUUCACUCCCACUUUAAAGAGUCUUUUUGCUGGACCAAAGGAACAUUACAGGAUGAGCACUAACGACCAGUCAAAGGACAUAAACAACAGGAACCAGGUGAGCAGAGUGUUGUGGCCACAGGUUUCUCCGCUUUGUGCUCCACAUUACUCUGACACAGGCUCAGAUUACACAGAUGAGCACAGAUCUUAUCACAUGAUGGGCCACUAUCUGCGUGGAAACAUCUUCCCUGGGCCCCCAGUGGUGUGGUCAUCUCAGGUCAAGGAUUCAUAUGUUCAGCAUCCCCAAUCAGCCUUUGUUCAUGAUCCAGAGCACUGGCACGGCCAUAAAACCGAUCACUUGGUGAAGUGGACAGAGCAGAACUUUCUCGACAAACGACUGCACAAGCUGCUGAAGGAAAUGGAGGUCAAGGGCGUGUCCAAAUAAGCCUGACAUUUGUCGCUUUUGAAAACCGCAGCAAAUAAACUCCUUUUCACACCUUCAGAAAAGACUUAUAAUGAUACUCACCCAAGCACAUACACACACAGUUUUUAUUUAAAGACUUACAUCUAAAUAUGCACUUGUGAGCAUCAAUAUUCACAAAUAAACCCUAUUCACACUUGAACUGCUAACUCAUACUCAGGGUUGGGAGGGUUACUUUUGAAAUGUAUUCCACUACAGAUUACAGAAUACAUGCUGUAAAAUGUCAUUUGUAACAUAUUCCGUUUGAUUACUCAAGGUCAGUAACGUAUUCUAAAUACUUUGGAUUACUUCUUUAGCACUGGUAGAUUUUUUCACUUAUUUUGACUAUAAAAACUCUGCCAGUACAGUAAGACAAAAUACACAUGUUAAAAAUACAUUCUCUGAAAAACCUAAAUAUCUUAUGCAGUGUUGUUUCUAAAACAAGAUUAAUCAAAUUGAUCUUGUUUUAAGGAUUUUUAGAUAUUUUUACAUGAAAACAAUACAAAAAUAAUUAUCAAGAAUAUGAGUUUUGCCCUAAUAUCAAAGAUCUUACUAGAAAAAAAGAAAUUAUGAUCCAACGUGAAUUUUCUGCAUGUAAAAUGGCUAGAAAUAGCAUUUAGCUUAGCGUAAAGCUGACAAUUUACACAAGGUUUAUUUCUAUUUCUUCUGCUCCAAACUUACUUCAAACUUACUUCUCUGUCUGCUCGUAUGAAUGUAACACAUCAUAAGAAAGUGUUUCACCGCUGUUCAAAUGCACUUUGAAUUGCAUCAUUUAUAUGUAUAAAUGUUUUCCAUCUGAAAGGACUAAAUAUUAAAUGAAACAAAUGACAAUAAAAUGCAAAGUAAUCUCUUCAGUAAUCAAAAUAGUUUUUGAAUGGAACUGUAUUCUAAUUACCAAUGAUUUAAACUGUAACUGUAGCAGGCCCGGUUGUUUUUUAUGUACAAAACAUUUAUUGCUUUGUUUUUUUCUUAUCUUCUUCACAUGAUCUGUCGCUGAAAAUGACAGCAAAAUGCUGCGCCUGCAGAUAAUUGAUUUGCGAAAUCAUACACGUUUAUAAGUUUUGAUGCAGCAUUUUGAGUUUGCUGGGAUUCAAGGAAAUCUGCUUGCCAGUUAUUGGUCUUACAUAUUCAGCUGAGCAGAGGUGUGCGGUUAUUUUGGUACAAGGGCCACAUCAGCCGUUAAGUAGAACAUGGAAGAGAGAAGAUAAAAAGUUCUGCAUAUUUGUAUUUUUUAAGCCCAGAAGUAGAAGUGCACUCAAAGAAUGAUGCACAAUUUUCUGAAGUGUAUACUGAUUGACGGGACCAUUCUGUGAUUGCUUGAAGUUUUGCUGCUACUUUUCUAUCAUGUGUUAGUAAAACUGA
Molecule: messenger RNA, 2284 nt
Organism: Myxocyprinus asiaticus (Chinese sucker)
Lineage: Eukaryota; Metazoa; Chordata; Actinopteri; Cypriniformes; Catostomidae
Product: testis-expressed protein 33-like
Exons: 4
Coding region: 536-907 (123 amino acids)
Source: RefSeq, a predicted model, not a curated record